AGAUGUCCGCACGCGUCGGCCUCCUGCUGCGCGCCUUGCAGCUGCUGCUGUGGGGAGGCCUGGACACGGAGCCGACGGAGCCGGGAGGCAGGGAGUUGCGCAGAGAGGCGGAGGCAUUCCUGGAGAAGUAUGGCUACCUCAGUGAACAGGUCCCCAAAGCUCCUACCUCCACUCGGCUCAGCAAUGCCAUCAGGGAGUUCCAGUGGGUGUCCCAGCUGCCUGUCAGUGGCGUGCUGGACCGUGCCACCCUACGACAGAUGAUGCGGCCCCGCUGCGGGGUUACCGAUGCUGAGAGUCAUGCAGCCUGGGCUGAGAGGGUCAGUGCCCUGUUUGCUGGACGCUGGGCGAAAAUGAGGCGAAGGAAACGCUUUGGAAAGCAAGGCAACAAGUGGUACAAGCAGCACCUCUCCUACCGCCUGGUCAACUGGCCUGAGCACCUGCCCGAGCCGGCAGUUCGAGGGGCUGUGCACGCCGCCUUCCAGCUGUGGAGCAAUGUCUCAGCGCUAGAGUUCUGGGAGGCCCCGGCCACAGGCCCCGCCGACAUCCGCCUCACCUUCUUCCAAGGGGACCACAACGACGGGCUAGGCAACGCCUUCGACGGCCCAGGGGGCGCUCUGGCGCACGCCUUCCUGCCCCGGCGAGGCGAAGCACACUUCGACCUGGACGAGCGCUGGUCCCUCAGCCGCCGCCGGGGGCGCAAUCUGUUCGUGGUGGUGGCGCACGAGAUCGGCCACACUCUAGGCCUGACCCACUCACCCGCGCCGCGCGCCCUCAUGGCGCCGUACUACAAGAGACUGGGCAGCGACGCACUGCUCAGCUGGGACGACGUGCUGGCAGUGCAGAGGCUGUAUGGGAAGCCCCUGGGGGGCUCAGUGGCUGUCCAGCUCCCAGGAAAGCUGUUCAUUGACUUUGAGGCCUGGGACCUUCACAGUCCUCGGGGCAGGCGCCCUGAAACCCAGGGUCCUAAAUACUGCCACUCUUCCUUCGAUGCCAUCACGAUAGACGGGCAGCAGCGAGUGUACAUUUUUAAAGGGAGCCACUUCUGGGAAGUGGCAGCUGAUGGCAACGUCUCAGAGCCCCGCUCACUGCAGGAAAGGUGGGCCGGGCUGCCCCCCAACAUUGAGGCUGCUGCAGCGUCUUUGGAGGAUGGAGACUUCUACUUCUUCAAAGGCAGUCGAUGCUGGAGGUUUCGGGGCUCCAAGCCUGUGUGGCGCUCCCCGCAGCUGUGCCGGACAGGGGGCCUGCCCCGCCACCCAGACGCCGCGCUCUUCUUCCCUCCGCUGCGUCGCCUGGUCCUCUUCAAGGGUGCCCGCUACUACGUGUUGGCCCGAGGGGGGCUGCAGGUGGAGCCCUACUAUCCCCGUGACCUGCAGGACUGGGGCGGUGUCCCUGAGGAGGUCAGCGGCGCCCUGCCGCAGCCGGACGGCUCCGUCAUCUUCUUCCGAGAUGACAGAUACUGGCGCCUUGACUACACGAAACUGCGGGCGACCGCCUCAGGCCGCUGGGCUGCCGAGUUGCCCUGGAUGGGAUGCUGGCACGCCAACUCGGGGGGCGCCCUGUUCUGAAGGCCCCACCACCUACUGAACCGUUGGCACCCUCAUGGCCAAUUCGAUUCCUCUGCCUCAGGAGCGGGACCUGUGUCGUGAAAGCCUCAGCCUCUCUGUGGAAGACUGGGCUGGAAGUCUCCACCAGAAAGUUUGCGUUUAUCCGCUGGA
Messenger RNA from Trichechus manatus latirostris (Florida manatee), 1715 nucleotides. RefSeq names its product matrix metallopeptidase 28 (gene MMP28). Gene Ontology annotation, cellular component: extracellular matrix. The record is from RefSeq and is a predicted model, not a curated record. NCBI's taxonomy places the organism in Eukaryota, Metazoa, Chordata, Mammalia, Sirenia, Trichechidae. Gene Ontology annotation, molecular function: zinc ion binding; metalloendopeptidase activity. Bases 3 to 1565 code for a protein of 520 amino acids. Gene Ontology annotation, biological process: proteolysis; collagen catabolic process; extracellular matrix organization. The transcript is spliced from 8 exons.